Molecule: messenger RNA, 1994 nt
Organism: Striga asiatica
Lineage: Eukaryota; Viridiplantae; Streptophyta; Magnoliopsida; Lamiales; Orobanchaceae
Source: the annotation of a GenBank genome assembly
AUGGAGAUUCGGUUAAUUCUGCUUUUGUUCUCGCUAAUUGCGUGCGGAUUAGCGGAGCCAAUAGUGUAUUCCGCGAGGCUGGUGCACAGAUUCUCGGACGAAGCGAAGGCGCACGCCGGAGUUAGGGUUUCGAAGAAUGGAGCUGGAACAGGUGGCGGUCCGUGGCCGCAGCGACGGAGUUUGGAGUAUUACCGGCGGCUGCUAAAUUAUAUGUGGAUUGCCUUAGGCACACCCAAAGUCUCAUUUCUUGUGGCGUUAGAUACUGGAAGUGAUCUAUCUUGGGUUCCCUGUGAUUGUGUUCAAUGCGCACCAUUGUCCUCUAGCUACUAUGGCAGUCUGGAUCAAGAUCUUAACGAGUACAAUCCUUCUAGCUCCAGCACCAGCAAAACUCUCUCCUGCAGUCAUCACUUGUGUAAUAUGGGCCCUGAAUGUCUGAAUCCUAAGCAGCAAUGUUCAUAUACGGUCAACUAUUAUUCAGAUGAUACCUCAACUUCUGGAUUCCUGGUUCAAGAUGUUCUUCAUCUUCUUCCCGGCCAUUCUGAUGGGUUGAACAAAUCUGUAAGAGCUCCAGUCGUUAUUGGGUGUGGUAGUAAACAAACUGGUGGCUACCUGAGUGGAGUUGCACCUGACGGUCUAUUGGGUCUGGGACUCGGAGAAAUUUCUGUCCCAAGUUUUCUUGCCAAAGCAGGAUAUAUUAAGAACUCAUUUUCUUUGUGUUUUAAUGAAGAUGAUUCUGGGAGGCUUUUAUUUGGGGACCAGGGAGUAGCUGGCCAAGAAACUACUCCAUUUUUGCCAUUUAAUGGGAAAAAUUCAACUUAUAUUGUUGGAGUGGAUGCAUGCUGCAUUGGGAGUACAUGUCUUAACGAGACGAAUGUCGAAAUGCUUGUUGAUAGUGGAACGUCGUUUACAUUUCUUCCAGAUCAAAUCUACCAAAGAGUGGUUGAGGAGCUUGACAAACAAGUUAAUGCUUCAAAAUCUACCUUCAAAGGCUACCCAUGGCAAUAUUGCUACAAGUCGAGUUCUCUUGAGGUGUCAAAGGUUGUUCCUUCAUUCACUCUCAAGUUUGCAUCAGCUAAAGGUUUUGUCAUCAAGAAUCCUGUUUUUGAUAUUUACGGAACUCAGGGUGCAGUUGGAUUUUGUUUAGCAAUACAACCAACAACAGAGAUCGUUGGGACUAUUGGACGCCACGAUCUGAAUAAUGGGGUGCCACUAAAUGCAUCAAGUAGCAGCAACUCUCCUAAUUCAUUGCCUUCAACCGAACAACAGAGUGGGCCUAACGGUCACGCGGUUUCGCCUGCAGUUGCCGAGAGGACACCGUCCACUUCCUCAAUCACAUGCCCCUCGUUUUUGGUGAACUUCUUCCUGUUGCUUUUCAUAAAUAUAUUGCCUUUUGAAGUUUUCGUGUAAAUUCUUAUUUCUAGUAUCCUAGUCUUGGCAUUAUUUUUUAUUGCUUUGAUUUUUUUUUUUUCUCAUUGCAUCUUUACCAUCCCACCUUCCAUUUUUAGGUCUGAGUUAGGAUGGGAGUGUUUCCAUGUAGUCCAUCUAUUGCCCUUUUGCUUUCAUCCUUUACUACUAUAAUGUAUUUGUUGUUAUCGUAAACUUAACCUUUUCUCUAGGGAUGUAUGUAACUCCUUAGCUUAGGUUGUGUAGUAUAUUAACCAUCUCGAUGUUUGUGUAUCCUGUUUCUAGUCUGUUUAUGAUUUACUUACCUCUUUGAUUUGUAACUUGCGAUUUUCGCCAGCCUUUCCAGUUCUUGUUGAUAUCAUCUAACCCACAAGCUGUGGUCUGAGUUUUAUAUUUUCAAUGGUCUAGAAAUCUUUUCACUUUAACGGGCGCCUUUUGUUUUUCUCAUUUCAUAUCGAACAACCAUGGAGAAUAGUAGCUGGGGACACACAGUGCAUUUUUUAUUUUUCUAUUUUUUCUGCUCUUGCAGGUGCUCUUUUAAUAAUUCAAUUUGCAGAUGAUUUAAGUAUAUAUGUGUGUGUGUGUGUGUG